AUGAAUACAUACCUACAUCUUGCAUUUGUGUAUUUCAAUGACGCAAGCCCCCCACUUAAAUUUAGGGUCUCGCGGGAUAUACUUUUCGUGGAUCUGAAAUCCAAACUGAAUACUCUCGUGCAAUAUCCAGAAAAUUGGAGAAAUGUCAAGCUUGAGUAUUGUUCACUCUCGUUUAACAAUGAAGGAAAGAUACAAUUCACCAUGCUUAAAUUGAAGACGAAUGAGGAUUUAAAGGUUAUGUGGAGUACAUUUUUCUAUUACUCAACAAAGGGUUCGAUUGAAGUGGAUGCGACGAUCGCAAGAUCGACUGAAGAUAUUCUAAAGAUGUUGCAAUGUCCUGAACCACCCGUUUGUAAUGAUUAUCUAUGUAAUGCUUAUUUUGAUCUUAAUUUAUGUUAUUUUUCCAUUAUUCUUCCAUUAUUUCUGGAUGUUUCUGGUUUGGCCUAA
Molecule: messenger RNA, 447 nt
Organism: Lathyrus sativus (Indian pea)
Lineage: Eukaryota; Viridiplantae; Streptophyta; Magnoliopsida; Fabales; Fabaceae
Source: the annotation of a GenBank genome assembly